Juglans microcarpa x Juglans regia is the source of this 2159-nucleotide messenger RNA. Its product is annotated as pentatricopeptide repeat-containing protein At2g15690, mitochondrial-like. Bases 240 to 1934 code for a protein of 564 amino acids. Lineage: Eukaryota; Viridiplantae; Streptophyta; Magnoliopsida; Fagales; Juglandaceae. Gene Ontology annotation, biological process: RNA modification. Gene Ontology annotation, molecular function: RNA binding; zinc ion binding; protein binding. The record is from RefSeq and is a predicted model, not a curated record. The transcript has 3 exons.
CCCCGACUAGGACCAUCGCACGCUCUCUCUCUCUCUCUCUCUCUCUCUCUCUGUGAAACCCUCUGCGAUAUUGAGCCUCCGCCACCAUUUCUCUCCCGCCGGACGUUCAGAUCAUCACCUUGACAGACACAACCGACGGGCCUCUCGCUUGGGAGGUUGAGCAAUUUUUGUUGUUGGAUUGAUCGAGAAAUCUCCAAAUAUGGUAUGAGAACAAUCCAUUGUACCUCAUUCCAGCUCCAAUGGCGUCGCUUAUGACCAUCCGGCGGGCCCGAGGCCGAAUAGAACCCUCUUUCUUCAAGGUACGCCUUACAAACCCUUCUCAUUCUCGCAACAACAACAAUCAAACCAGAAGCACCUCUGCAAUCCCAGAUGACUAUCAGAGGCCCUCCCCACGACUGCAACAGCAGCAGCAGAAAGCACCGUUUAGGAGCUUUCAGAACCAGGGACAGCCUGAUCAGUGGGUCCCGCAACACCAGGGGUGGAAUUCACAGGCGCAGAACAAGAACUAUCAGGAUCGUGGAUACCCUAAUCAGGGACACAACUUUCCCAACAGUGGCUACCCUGAUCAAGCUCGGGGUUAUUCUCAGCAUGGAAACCGUAAUCAGUGGACUCCUCAAUAUGAAAACCCUAAUCAAGUAAACACUCAGACCCCAAGUUUUCAGCAACCCAGGGCCCCAAAACAGUGGCACAAUAUAAACCAAGGGUAUCCAACGGUCCAAAAUCCUAAUCAGUGGAGCCAACAGGUCCAGAGCCCUAACCGAGACCAGGUUGUUGAGGACCAAACACCGGUUUCUUCUCCCCCUCCACCUUCGAUUGAAGACCUUAUUCAGUUUUGCGAAACGGGGAAGGUUAAGGAAGCUAUUGAACUGAUAGAGCAAGGGGUUAAAGCUGAUUGGAACUGCUUCCAUAGGCUGUUUGACCAUUGUGCCGAAUCAAAUUCUUAUGAGAAUGCAAAAAAGGUUCAUGAUUUAUUGUUACAGUCGACUUGUCGGGGUGAUCUUCCGUUGAACAAUAAGGUGAUUGAAAUGUAUGGGAAGUGUGGAGGCAUGACCGAUGCGCGGAGAGUGUUUGAUCAUAUGCCAGAUCGGGAUAUGCAGUCUUGGCAUUUGAUGAUUAAUGGGUAUGCGGAUAAUGCGUUGGGUGAUGAGGGGUUGCAUUUGUUUGAGCAGAUGAGGCAGCUUGGUUUGAAACCCACUGGGGAGACUUUUCUUGCAGUCUUUUCGGCUUGUGCCAGUGCGAAUGCUGUGGAGGAAGCAUUUAUACAUUUUAAGUCAAUGAAGGAUGAGUGUGGAAUCAAUCCAGGGUUUGAGCAUUAUAUGGGGGUUCUAGGUGUACUUGGGAUGUGUGGGCAUCUUAAUGAAGCAGAGGAGCUGAUAGAGAGACUCCCAUUUGAGCCAAUGGUAGAGGUUUGGGUGACUUUGAGGAAUUAUGCUCGGAUUCAUGGAGAUGUUGAUCUUGAAGACCGGACUGAGGAGUUGAUGGUUGCUCUUGAUUCGUCAAAAGCUGUUGCUAAUAAGAUCCCUACCCCUCCACCCAAAAAGCGCACUGCAAUCAGCAUGCUUGAUGGGAAGAAUAGAAUCAGUGAAUAUCGAAACCCAACUCUUUACAAGGAUGAUGAAAAGCUGAAGGCCUCCAUUGGGAUGAAAGAAGCAGGUUAUGUGCCGGACACGAGAUAUGUUCUUCAUGACAUCGAUCAAGAGGCCAAGGAGCAGGCCUUGCUCUAUCAUAGUGAGCGUUUGGCAAUUGCAUAUGGUCUGAUCAGUACUCCAGCAAGGACGCCUCUUAGGAUCAUCAAGAACCUCCGCAUCUGCGGUGACUGCCAUAAUGCCAUCAAGAUCAUGUCCAAGAUCGUUGGGAGGGAACUAAUUGUUAGGGACAAUAAACGGUUUCAUCAUUUCAAAGAUGGCAAAUGUUCCUGUGGAGAUUACUGGUGAUGUCCGUGAAACAUUGAACUUUUAGGACAGACGUCCUCCGAGAUUUUGUUGUGCAGACUGCAGAGUGCUAAAAUUGCCAAGCUUUGUAGUGUGGACAGUUGGUUUAGUCGGUUUUUUUCUUUCAGAUGUCUCAUAAUCUGUUGGUUGUACAAUUGCUUGCAACUACAUGAAUCGUUGGAGUUUUGUUUUUGCUGUCAACAAACACAUCGUGAUUGAUUUUCUUAA